UGGCUGCAUUGCCGGUGAUAUAAAAGCCUCAGAUAACACACUGUCUUCCUUUCCCUUCUCAUACCGGCAAGGACAGGUCACCGUCCCCGCUGUCCAGCUAAAAACACCGCAUUCCCAAAAGGCAGCCUCACUUCCAACAUUCGACAUGUCAAAGGGACCAGCAGUUGGCAUUGACCUGGGGACCACCUACUCCUGUGUGGGUGUCUUCCAGCAUGGCAAAGUUGAAAUCAUCGCCAAUGACCAGGGUAACAGAACCACACCCAGCUAUGUGGCCUUCACAGACAGCGAGAGGCUCAUCGGAGACGCAGCCAAGAAUCAGGUUGCAAUGAACCCCACCAACACAGUUUUUGAUGCCAAACGUCUGAUUGGCCGCAGGUUUGACGACUCAGUCGUACAGUCAGACAUGAAGCACUGGCCUUUCAUUGUCACAAACGACAACACCCGCCCCAAGGUUCAAGUUGAGUACAAGGGUGAGUUGAAGACCUUCUACCCAGAGGAGAUCUCUUCCAUGGUGCUGACAAAGAUGAAGGAGAUUGCUGAAGCCUACCUCGGAAAAACUGUCAACAAUGCUGUAAUUACUGUGCCCGCCUACUUCAAUGACUCCCAGCGUCAGGCCACCAAGGAUGCUGGCACCAUUUCAGGCCUCAAUGUUCUGCGUAUUAUUAAUGAACCAACCGCUGCUGCCAUUGCUUAUGGGUUGGACAAGAAGGUUGGAUCGGAGAGGAACGUUCUCAUCUUCGAUCUUGGUGGCGGCACCUUUGACGUGUCCAUCUUGACCAUUGAGGAUGGCAUCUUCGAGGUCAAGUCCACUGCUGGAGACACUCAUCUUGGUGGGGAAGAUUUCGAUAACCGCAUGGUGAACCACUUCAUCGCAGAGUUCAAGCGCAAGUACAAGAAGGACAUCAGCGACAACAAGAGGGCUGUGCGUCGUCUGCGUACGGCCUGUGAGAGGGCAAAGCGCACCCUGUCUUCCAGCACCCAGGCCAGCAUCGAGAUCGACUCUCUGUACGAGGGAGUGGACUUCUACACCUCCAUCACCAGGGCUCGUUUCGAGGAGCUCAACGCUGAUCUCUUCCGUGGCACCUUGGACCCUGUGGAGAAGUCACUCCGCGAUGCCAAGAUGGACAAGGGACAGAUUCAUGACAUCGUACUGGUUGGUGGCUCCACCCGUAUCCCCAAGAUCCAGAAACUGCUUCAGGACUUCUUCAACGGAAAAGAGCUCAACAAGAGCAUCAACCCUGAUGAAGCUGUGGCCUACGGAGCUGCUGUCCAGGCUGCCAUCCUGUCUGGAGACAAGUCUGAGAAUGUCCAGGACCUGCUGCUUCUGGAUGUUACCCCUCUGUCUCUGGGUAUUGAGACCGCUGGAGGUGUCAUGACUGUCCUGAUCAAGCGUAACACAACCAUUCCCACCAAGCAGACCCAGACUUUCACCACCUACUCUGACAACCAGCCUGGUGUGCUCAUCCAGGUUUAUGAGGGUGAGCGUGCCAUGACGAAGGACAACAACUUGCUGGGCAAGUUCGAGCUGACAGGCAUUCCUCCUGCCCCUCGUGGUGUUCCUCAGAUUGAGGUGACCUUUGACAUUGAUGCCAACGGCAUCAUGAAUGUCUCUGCUGUUGAUAAGAGCACUGGCAAAGAGAACAAGAUCACAAUCACCAAUGACAAGGGUCGUCUCAGCAAGGAAGACAUCGAGCGUAUGGUCCAGGAAGCUGAGAAAUACAAGGCAGAGGAUGAUGUCCAGAGGGACAAGGUGUCUGCUAAGAACGGCCUGGAGUCGUAUGCCUUCAACAUGAAAUCCACAGUGGAAGAUGAGAAACUUGCUGGCAAGAUCAGUGAUGACGACAAGCAGAAAAUUUUGGACAAAUGCAAUGAAGUUAUCAGCUGGUUGGACAAGAACCAGACUGCUGAGAAGGAUGAAUAUGAGCAUCAACAGAAGGAGCUGGAGAAAGUGUGCAACCCUAUCAUCACCAAGCUGUACCAGAGUGCUGGCGGUAUGCCUGGUGGGAUGCCCGAGGGCAUGCCCGGUGGCUUCCCAGGUGCCGGUGGUGCUGCUCCCGGUGGUGGAUCCUCUGGACCAACCAUUGAAGAGGUUGACUAAACAUUCCCUUAUUCCUGCCACUACCUCCAAGAGAUCUGUUUGCAAAGAAAGUAACCCUCUUAUAGCACAAGUUCCAACAAGCUUAAGAGUGUAAUUUAAUGUUAAAAAAAGGGUUCAGGGAUCAUAAUUGUGGUUUGUCUGACAGAACUGGGAACAACCUGUCUGAGACAAUUGAGUUGUCAACUACAUGUGAAUGCUGAAGUGUUUUAUAUUCAGAUGUCUGAUUUGAAAAUAAAAACUGGUGACCCUCUG
Messenger RNA from Sphaeramia orbicularis (orbiculate cardinalfish), 2350 nucleotides. RefSeq names its product heat shock cognate 70 kDa protein. Bases 146 to 2098 code for a protein of 650 amino acids. The transcript has 9 exons. Gene Ontology annotation, molecular function: ATP-dependent protein folding chaperone; ATP binding. The record is from RefSeq and is a predicted model, not a curated record. NCBI's taxonomy places the organism in Eukaryota, Metazoa, Chordata, Actinopteri, Kurtiformes, Apogonidae.